Molecule: messenger RNA, 3537 nt
Organism: Hemisphaericaspora subhashii
Lineage: Eukaryota; Fungi; Ascomycota; Pichiomycetes; Serinales; Debaryomycetaceae
Exons: 1
Coding region: 1-3537 (1178 amino acids)
Biological process (GO): DNA integration
Molecular function (GO): nucleic acid binding
Source: RefSeq, a predicted model, not a curated record
AUGGUCACAUUCGCAGCUAUGAAUGUUCCGGUUUCGGUUGGUUCAGAUGCUGAGUUUGUGGAGGUUCGUUUAACAGGCCUCAGACCUCUAGUUGGGUUUCUCGACUCUGGCUGCAUGGGUAAUUUUAUCCACUCAGAAGUCGUGUCUCACAUGGAGUCACAAAAACAGAAGUGUGAUCCACUUCCUGUCACUGCUUUCGAUGGUACAUUUUUGUGUACUGUUAACCAAUUUAUUGACUUAGAAUGGCCUCCCCAUUUUAAGAGUUUGAGAUUUUAUAUUACUUCUUUAAGUAACUAUCAAGUUGUGUUAGGUGCUAAAGUUUGUAAACGUUUUUGGAAACUUCCUGAAGACGUCAAAAUACUUGAUGAGGAUUUGUUGAAUCAUCUUGUAUCUAGUACCGAACCUUCUGAUGCCGAACUUAUAUUUGCUAAUACACAUGUGCUUGUUCUGUCACUGCAGUUGCGAGAAAUUUCCUCUGGGGAUUCUGCGACUGAUACACUUUCGCACGUUGUAAAAUCUAGUAGUUCGCUCGUUCAACCUGACAUUCAGGACUUUAUUUCUUCUCUUACUGAGAAAUUUGCUCGCUAUUUUCAUAACGAUCCCAUUACGCACCGUGUUCAUAAUCAAUUUGAACAUCCCAUAGAACUACAGGCUUUCACUCGCUAUCCAAGUCGUCCUUUUUAUCCUAUGAAAAAGGAGAAUGAGAUCGAAUUGGAAAGACAAGUUCAGAAAUUUUUGGACUUAGGUCUUAUUGAGGAAAGUCAUUCUAGUUUCGCUGCACCCUGCAUAUUAGUUAACAAACCUGAUGGUUCCAAAAGACUAUGCAUUGACUACCGUGAAUUGAAUAGUAUUACUAUCAUUGACAAAUUCCCUUUGCCAAUUAUUGAAGAUUUAUUACCUACCAUUAACGAUGCAUGCUUCUUUUCCAAGCUUGAUCUAUCACUGGGUUAUCAUCAAAUCAAUGUAGCCAAGAAAGAUAGACACAAGACAGCGUUUAGAACUCGCUCGGGGUUAUAUCAAUGGAACGUGAUGCCUUUUGGGUUAUGUAAUGCUCCGGCAACAUUCCAAAGAGUCAUGAAUUCUAUUUUUAAACCAUUCCUUGGAAAAUUUGUGGUCGUAUAUUUGGAUGACAUUUUAGUCUUCAGUAAAACCAAAGAGGAUCAUAAAAAUCAUCUUACCAGAGUAUUUGAAGUUCUUGCAAAGUACGGUUUCGUUGCUAAGAAAUCCAAAUGUGAGUUUUUCUGUACUAGAAUCCAAUACUUAGGACACAUCAUUCUGCAUGGGCGUGUGAGAAUAUCACCGUCUAAGAUUGAUGCCGUCGAAGGUUGGCAAUUUCCUAAAUCAAAACGGGAGAUGAGAACGGUAAUCGGUUUUGCUAGUUAUUGUCGGAAAUCCAUUAAGAAUUAUGCAUCACAUGUCAAACCGUUAACUGAUUGGGCUAUUCGAAAUAAAAGAGUGAAGAAAUCUAUCUUGAUUGAAUCUUUCAACAAGCUUAAGUAUCUUUUAACUCAUUCACCCACCUUGGUUACACCUUCACCAGAUGCAGUCUAUAAGAUUACCACUGAUGCAAGCGACUAUUGUACCGGUGCCGUGAUUGAAAAGUUAGAUCCUGCGGGAAAAUCCAUGGGAAUUGUGGCAUAUUUUUCCAAAGUUAUGAAUAAGCAUGAGUUAAACUAUCCUCCUCGUGAGAAGGAAUUUUUAGCUAUCAUUCGAGUAUUGGAACGUCACAGACACAUGUUACUUGGUCACAAAAUUAUCCUUGAUACUGAUCACCAAUCCUUGCUGUACAUUCUUUCACAUCCAAAACCGUUAAGUCCCAAAAUGGCUCGAUGGUUAGACUUCUUGGGAGAAUUCGAUCUAGAAAUCAACUACAUUCGUGGUAAAUACAAUAAGGCAGACCCAUUGACUCGUCGUUGGCAAGAUGCGAUACAGUUCAAUGCUAUCUCCUUUCCACUUUCAAAUGAGUGCUUAGGUCGAAAUUUCUUCAAAGAGUGCCGUGCAAACUAUGAAUCUUCUAUGAAAUCACGUAAUGUUUACCAAGCGUUGACUAAGAAGGUUACGUCUUCCAGCGAUGCUCGGGCAAUGAAGAAGUACAAGCUUGAAGAUGGUCUUUUAUAUUACAUGGGUUAUGAUCGAGAAGGUCUUGCUAGUCCAAGACUCUGGGUUCCAACUACUGAAUUACAGUUGCGGGUUAUACACCAACAUCACGAUACAGCAUCCACGCUCCACCCCGGUCUUCUGCCUACCUAUUUCGACAUGCAGAAAUACUACUACUGGCCGGACAUGCAUGAAUCAAUUCGAAGAUAUAUUAAACAUUGCGGUAUUUGCCAAGCUAUAAAGCCUCGUACCCAAUCUGGUUAUGGUCUUCUUCAUCCUAUAAAAAUCCCUACCAAACGUUGGCAGUCAAUAACGAUGGACUUCAUUUCAGGGUUUAAGAACACUGAUGGCAAGGACCAAGUUUUGAUUGUUGUUGAUCGUUUGACAAAACGUGCACAUUUUAUUCCUUGUUCCAAGAAUAUCACUGCACAAGAAUGUUCUUACUUGAUUUUAAAUGAAGUAAUUAAACAUCAUGGGGUUCCUGAAGAGAUCAUCACGGAUCGUGAUUCCUUGUUUACUUCUAAUUGGUGGAAAGAUUUCUUUUCUAGCCUCCAAACGAAAUUGAAGUACUCUACCCCUAAUCAUCCUCAAACAGAUGGUCAGACGGAGAGAACAAACAGGACAUUCAUUCAAUUAUUACGUGCUUUUAGCAACUUCAAAGAUACGCUUUGGUUAGAUAAACUUCCUUUGAUCGAGUUUGCUUACAACUACCAUUACCACUCUUCAAUCAAGAUGUCUCCUUUUGAAGCAGAUCUUUGUUACCAACCUAAUCCGCCUCAUUUGGAUAGUCGGUUGUUUGAGUUUCCUCGUUACCGUGACACACCUGUUAAUAAGGUGGAUCUCAGUACGAAAGCGGAAUACUUGGAUUAUUUGAUAAGUUAUGUGAAGCAUUCACUAGAACAUGCGCAAGAUGAACAGGAAAAGCACUUCAAUAAGCACCACCAACAACUUUUACUCCAGCAAGGUGACAAAGUUCUAUUGCACCGGGAUGCAAAAAUUUUCGGUCACAGAUUUAGGUUUACUAAAGAAGAUGAACUUUAUUUUGGUCCCUUCGCGGUUAUCAAGAAAUAUCCAGAUAACGACAAUGCUUAUGAGCUUGAUCUCGGUCCUGCCUAUCGCGACAGGAUGGUUAAUGUUAAACAUAUGAGGCCCUUUCAGGACUCGUUGUUUUAUGACAAAACACCUCCCACGACGAUCCCAGAGCUUAUACAAGCUGGUCGUGCUAGAACUAUACGAGCUAUUCAUGGCAUUGAUUUACUCAAUCAGGUCAUGGCUUUGACGUUCACCAAUUGUGCUCCUUUCCAUGCUGCUCUUUUCAGAGUUUCAGAUGUUAAACAGGCGCUACACCCAGCAUACUUUCAAGAAUUGCUAGAUCAAUAUUCUAGUCAGAUUCAGGGCGAGCAGGAUGAGUUCAACAGGGUUCAAGACUUAGCAGGUUAG